AUAUUAAUUUUUAUUGUUGGUAGCACUGUCAAGUUGUCUGUACUUACUUACUUUUGUAGUACAAAAGUUGCUGAGAAUUUUGUUAGUAGUUUGUGUCAGAUAUAAAAGUAUUGUAUUCUAAAUUAUUUAUACCGGUAUUUUUUAUGAUCAAGAAUACGUAAGGUAUGAAGAAAUAGAAGUUAUAUAGUAGAAUAUGCAUUAAUUACUUUUUGGUUGGUGUAAAGAUUGUUCGUUCGUGUGUCAUUUAACAAAAAUUAAACAAGAUGAUGGAAGAUAUGCAAGAGGAGACCCAGUUUGUGGUAGACGAUGUGAGCAAAAUUAUCAAGGAAGCAAUUGAAAUGUCUAUUGGUGGAAAUGCUUAUCAGCACAAUAAAGUAAAUCAGUGGACAUCUAAUGUUGUUGAAGCAUGUUUGGGAAAUCUUACAAAACUACAAAAGCCAUAUAAGUAUAUAGUUACUUGUGUCAUUAUGCAGAAGAAUGGAGCUGGGUUACAUACAGCAAGUUCAUGUUUUUGGGAUAAUGCUACUGAUGGUAGUUGUACAGUUCGUUGGGAAAAUAAGACAAUGUACUGCAUUGUCUCUGUAUUUGGUUUAGCAAUUUAAUUGAAUCUAAUACUUAGAAAGCUCUCGUAAACGAAAUAAAUUAAAAAACGUACUAAAAUUUUUUUCGACGUAUUACAUAAUCUGUAGCAAAUAUGGUGCAGGAAAUAUGAAAUUUAUUUCAGAUAUGCUAGUUCUUUCUUUUUGUCAAUAUCAUGUAUCUUUUAUAUUGCACAUAUAAUAUUAUCUUCGCACAUUAAAUAUUGUAUCUAUUAAUUAAAACAUUUUAUUUGUGUAUAUAUAUAUAAAUUAAUUAUAAUUAAGAUUUUAUAUUAAAAUCAUUUAUUUUUGUUAUCAGAUA
Nomia melanderi (Alkali bee) is the source of this 900-nucleotide messenger RNA. RefSeq names its product dynein light chain 90F (gene Dlc90F). Gene Ontology annotation, biological process: microtubule-based movement. Gene Ontology annotation, molecular function: dynein intermediate chain binding. The record is from RefSeq and is a predicted model, not a curated record. Gene Ontology annotation, cellular component: cytoplasm; cytoplasmic dynein complex. NCBI's taxonomy places the organism in Eukaryota, Metazoa, Arthropoda, Insecta, Hymenoptera, Halictidae.